AUGCGCUUCACCACCUUUUCUCUCGUCGCCGUCUCGGCCUUCUCCGGCUUCGCCGCCGCCCAGAGCAGCACCAGCUCGGCUUCCGCCACUGCUGCUUCCACGGUCUCCGAUCCCAGCAGCGUCCCCGCAGCCGACCGCAGCACGUGGUGCCGUGCCCAGCUGCAGUCCUGCCCGACCCUCUGCGGCGGCAGCACCUCCAACAACACCUGCGAUAUCAGCACCCUCACCUACAACUGCACUUGCGACCCGGUCAUUGCCAACUUCAACGUGUCCGACUUCGAGCAGACGCUGCCGUCGCUCGAGUGCCAGUACGCCGUGGCGCAGUGCACUUCCAACCACCCCGACGACGCCGUUGGCCAGGCUGCCUGCCAGUCGGUUGUUUGCGGCUCGAAGAACGUCACGUCUCAGGUCAGUGCCUCGAGCAGCUCCGCUUCGGCAUCGGCCACGGCGUCGUCGACCGCCGCUGCGUCGGGCAGCGCCUCGGGCUCGAGCGCCGCGGCGACGACCACGGCGGCCAGCGCCGGCAUCGCCUUUGGCAAGACGUACGGUUCCGGCGCGCUGAUCGCCGGUCUGCUGGCGGCUUUCGGCUUCGCUCUGUAA
Molecule: messenger RNA, 600 nt
Organism: Diplodia corticola
Lineage: Eukaryota; Fungi; Ascomycota; Dothideomycetes; Botryosphaeriales; Botryosphaeriaceae
Product: pci domain-containing protein
Exons: 2
Coding region: 1-600 (199 amino acids)
Source: RefSeq, a predicted model, not a curated record